CACACUACCCACCAACAACAAGAGAGAUGCCGCCAUUAUACCAGCCAUGGUCGGCAAUGCUGCUUUCUAGCUUGCUCGUGUCCGCCCCUUUCGGUUCCGGAGUCAUUGGGUUCAGCACGCCCUCUCUGUUCCGAGCAAGCUCCUCCUCAGCUGGAGGGCGCACGUACGCCAGGCGGAGCAGGUCCUGGAAGCAACGCCCAGAAGGACGAAAGACGUCGUCGAUACCGAGUAUGUCUUUGCCAGCGGAGGGUGGGCCAACGAGCAGGAGCCGGGCAAUCGGACUUGGCAUGGCAUCUCUCUUCUCAUUGGCCGUGGCCCCAACGCCUGGUCUUGGGCUUGACCCUGUCCGCAAGGUACAAGAGCAACUACGCAUCCGAGCACAGGAGGAGUUCGACAACGUAGAGGCUCUUGCUUCACCAGAGGGAGGCAAGACCAUCCAGCCUGUUCUUGCUCUGGUACCUAUCAUCACGCUUCGACUGCAACUGGACGAGGUCGAGAACAAUCUCAAAGACCCACGGCGGUUCGGAGCCGCGUUGACCAUCCUGCAAGCUCAAGACUUCCAGAAGAAAGACAUCAAGCGCGUGUUCAACGCGUACAGCGACAACAUCUACUACUUGCCAGAUUCGGACCGGGAAAACAAGUACCUCCAGGGCGGGGCGACGCCUUCCAGCCGACAAACGCUGCAGUAUCUCCUCCGAAACGACGUGAUCGACAACGUCGAGGCUCUCACUGCGGAGAUCGCUUAUCUAAUCAGAGAGAGGGAGUCCGGGGGCGAGGACGGGAGCGAGGCAGACACCGAUGAGAAGGACUUGAGGAUGUACUUGGGGAAGUGCAAGCAGGGCUUCGACAAGUACCUGGGCAUGGUGCUGCAGAACGAGAUCGACGAGGCAACAGACAUGGCCAAGCUUGUAGUCGAUAGGUUUGUUCGUGAUAAAGACUAA
Molecule: messenger RNA, 941 nt
Organism: Ectocarpus siliculosus
Lineage: Eukaryota; Phaeophyceae; Ectocarpales; Ectocarpaceae
Source: the annotation of a GenBank genome assembly